Coniophora puteana RWD-64-598 SS2 is the source of this 1401-nucleotide messenger RNA. Its product is annotated as Pkinase-domain-containing protein. Gene Ontology annotation, molecular function: cyclin-dependent protein serine/threonine kinase activity; cyclin binding; ATP binding. The record is from RefSeq and is a predicted model, not a curated record. The coding region runs from base 1 to 1401 and encodes 466 amino acids. Gene Ontology annotation, biological process: transcription elongation by RNA polymerase II; protein phosphorylation; positive regulation of transcription elongation by RNA polymerase II. Gene Ontology annotation, cellular component: cyclin/CDK positive transcription elongation factor complex; nucleus. The transcript is spliced from 5 exons. NCBI's taxonomy places the organism in Eukaryota, Fungi, Basidiomycota, Agaricomycetes, Boletales, Coniophoraceae.
AUGUCCCCAUCCGAAUCCAAACCAGGCUUUGGAUCUACGAGACCUUCCUUCAAGCCGAUCAGCCAAGCUAGCUCUGCAGUGAAACGAUUUUUCCCAGGUGAAGAUGAGGAAGAGGCUGUAACCCUAGCCUUAGCUCCUACGAAAGCUCCCAAAUCUCCUCGUAUAGUCUAUGAACGAGAACCGCCUAAGGAACGUGUUGAUGGACGGCAUCACGGCCAGGCGCCAACGUUCAUUCCCGCCGCCAACACAGUACCGUCAGCGCUACAUGCCGCUCAGGAACUUGAAGCCCGGCGAGAGGAUAUUCCACUCCCGCGAUCGCCUCUCAAGAACGGGCAUGACGUUAAUAUACUAACGGACCACGACCAAAGCGGUGCUACCAGGCCUCCAAGCCCAUCCUCUACAAACGCGAAGGAGCUUUAUGCUAUCGUCAGCCAGGUUGGAGAGGGAACAUUCGGUAAGGUCUACAAGGCCAAGAAUGUGAUCACCAAGGUGCAUGUAGCCCUCAAGAGGAUACGGAUGGAGUCGGAGAGAGAUGGCUUUCCUGUGACUGCUAUGCGUGAAAUCAAACUCUUGCAGUCAUUACGACAUAACAAUGUUGUCAAGCUGUAUGAAAUGAUGGUGUCUAAUGGCUCUGUAUACAUGGUCUUUGAGUACAUGGACCAUGAUUUGACUGGUAUCCUGUCACAGACGCAAUUCUCUUUCACCGAAGCUAAUCUCAAGUCUCUUUGUGGGCAAAUGUUGUCUGGCCUGGCGUACCUCCAUCACAAAGGGGUCAUCCAUCGUGACAUCAAGGGCUCCAACAUUCUUAUCAAUAACCGCGGAGAGCUUAAACUGGCCGACUUCGGGUUAGCUCGGUUUUACCACAAGCGUAGGCAGGUUGACUACACCAACCGAGUCAUCACUCUGUGGUAUAGACCUCCCGAACUGUUGUUUGGAGCCACCGCGUAUGGUCCCGAAGUUGACAUGUGGAGUGCAGGGUGCAUUAUGCUUGAGUUGUAUACCAAGAAGCCUAUCUUCCAGGGGAACGACGAAAUCCACCAACUCGAUGUCAUUUACCGUAUCUUGGGCACACCAAACCUGGAGCGCUGGCCUGGUGUCACCGAGCUUCCAUGGUAUGAACUCAUCAAACCGAAAGAGGCUAUUAUCGAUCAAUUCAGGGUCUUGUUUCAGAAGUGGAUGUCCCCAGCAGCACUAGAUCUUGCUGAACAGUUAUUGGCGUAUGAUCCUGAGAAACGGGCGACUGCUUUACAGGCCCUGGACACUCCUUAUUUUAAACAAGAGCUACCUUUGGCGGAACUACCAUCCAAGUUAAUAACUCUGGAAGGAGAAUGGCACGAGUUAGAGACGAAGAAAGAGCGAGCGAAGAAACGCAGAAAGGUAGAGAAUGCUACACAGCAAUGA